AUGAAUUUUCUAUUGAAUUGCACACAUUGUCAGAUGAAAGAUGUGACGAUCGUUGAGGAAAAAUUACGAAAAUUAAUCGCAGGUGGAAAAGAAAAUCUCUUUGUAAUCAGUGAUUUUGAUUAUACAUUAUCAAGGUAUAAAAAUGAAGGAGGCAAUUUAUGUGAUAUGUCCUAUUCAGUAUUUGAAAAUGCAAUUAAAAAAUUUUCACCUGAAUUAAGUGAAAAAUUAAAUAUUCUAAAUGAGAAAUAUUUACCUAUUGAAUGGUGUACGAAAAUGAGCGCCGAUGAAAAAGCUCCACAUAUGCUUGAAUGGUGGGAGAAAUCGAAUGAUUGUAUUCUCAGUGCAAAUUUUACCAAAGCUAAUAUUGAAGAAAUUGUGUCCUCUUCAACGCUGGAUUUAAGGCUUGGAAGUAAAAAAAUGAUCACCAAAUUAGACGUUAAUAAUGUCCCUCUUAUAAUAUUUUCUGCUGGUAUGGGUAAUAUUAUCAAUAUUUGUUUACGACUUGAAUUUGAGAUGGUACCAAAAAAUAUACAUAUUAUCUCGAACACUAUGUUGUUCAAUAAACAGGAUAUCGCAUAUAAAUUUUCAAGUCCAGUAAUUCAUACAUAUAAUAAAAAUGGUGCAAUGAUUCGCAAAUGUCCAAUGGUUUCAAAAGCGGUUGAUCAACGUUCGAAUAUUUUAUUAAUUGGCGAUAGUCUUGGUGAUAUAAUGAUGGCAUCGGGUUAUGAAAUAAUGAAAAAGAACGAAAAUGAGGUUAAUGUACUGAAGAUUGGUUUUUUGAAUCGAGAUUUUGAUGUUCUUCUCGAAAAAUUUUUGGAAGGAUUCGAUAUUGUGAUAAUUGAUGACCAAACUAUGGAUAUUCCUAAUCAUAUCAUAGAUUCUAUUAUCAAUUAA
Dracunculus medinensis (Guinea worm) is the source of this 894-nucleotide messenger RNA. The record is from the annotation of a GenBank genome assembly. Lineage: Eukaryota; Metazoa; Nematoda; Chromadorea; Rhabditida; Dracunculidae.